Exophiala bonariae is the source of this 912-nucleotide messenger RNA. RefSeq lists its product as uncharacterized. The record is from RefSeq and is a predicted model, not a curated record. The transcript has 2 exons. Gene Ontology annotation, biological process: intracellular manganese ion homeostasis. The coding region runs from base 1 to 912 and encodes 303 amino acids. Gene Ontology annotation, cellular component: fungal-type vacuole membrane. NCBI's taxonomy places the organism in Eukaryota, Fungi, Ascomycota, Eurotiomycetes, Chaetothyriales, Herpotrichiellaceae. Gene Ontology annotation, molecular function: iron ion transmembrane transporter activity; manganese ion transmembrane transporter activity.
AUGCCAGAAAAGGACGAAAGAAACUUGAGACUGAACAGUGGUCACUCGACACCAGAGAGACAAACAAAUCCCACAGCACCAGAUCUGGAAGCUUGCCAACCUCUAUUAUCGCGGAGCUCGACCCUGCAGGGCUCCAAUGGAGGUCAAGAUACACCAAUAUUCACAUCAGACAAGGGUGAGGCGCGGAGAAGAUCCUGGUCACAUUGGUCCUUCAGUCUCGAUGCAAGAAUUGUCUCCGAUGCCAUACUAGGACUGUCCGAUGGCCUUACCGUGCCUUUCGCCCUCACGGCAGGGUUGACAGCUUUGGGGGAUACCAAGUUCGUCAUUUUGGGAGGCCUGGCCGAAUUGAUUGCUGGGGCUAUAUCGAUGGGGCUUGGAGGAUAUGUCGGUGCCAAAAGCGAGGUUGAUUCAUAUGAAGCCACAGAUCGCAAAUGCAAUAAGAUGAUGCUGCACGAUUCCAGCACGGCAACAGACUGUGUUCAGGAGUACUUUGAACAGUUCGGCCUCUCCCCCGAAGAGACGAAAAGAGUAGCCGAUCAUAUCAAAGCAUCGACACCAAUGUUCAAAGAUUUCCUGAUGCAGAAUCAUUUCCAAGCGCCCAAGCCUGAUACUAGUCGACCUUACCUUUCGGCACUUACUUUGGGGAUAAGUUACUUCAUCGGCGGAUUUGUUCCCCUAAUUCCGUAUUUUCUUGUGGCAAGGGACGACGUCUGGGCCGGGUUGCUGUGGUCCAUUGGAGUCAUGGCGGUGGUCUUACUCAUUUUCGGUUAUGUCAAGACUGGAGUGAUCCGUGGUUGGACUGGAAGAGAGAACUACCAAGCUUGUACCGGAGGAGCGGUACAAAUGCUGGUAGUGGGUGUCAUUGCAGCAGGCGCUGCGGUCCUGCUUGUUCGGUUAAUCAACCAGGAAUGA